AUGGCAUCCACCACAUUGCGCAAGAAAGAAAUCUUAACAGACAUCCUAGUAAGACUACCUGCAAAAACCCUUGUUCGAUUUCUGUGUGCAUGCAAGUCAUGGAGUGAUUUGAUUAACAGCUCGAGUUUUAUCACCACACAGCUUAACAGGAAUGUCACCAAACACCUCCAUGUCUCUCUACUUUGCCUCCACUACCCCGAUCUCAAACGUCCUUUCGAGUUCUACGAAAACUACGAGGACUACCCAGAUCUUAAACGAGAAUUGGAAUGGUCACUUUUCUCCAACGAAACAUUUGAGCAUUGCUCCAAGUUAAACCAUCCCUUGGGGAUCAAGAAAGAUUAUAGGGUAUAUGGCUCAAGCAAUGGCCUAGUUUGCAUUUCGGAUGACAAAUUGGACACCAAGAGCCCUAUACACAUAUGGAACCCCUCGGUUAGGAAAUUUAGAACCCUUCCAAUGAGCACCAACGUUAAAUUUCGCUACAUUGCUCUCCAAUUCGGGUUCCACCCCGGGGUUAACGACUACAAGGUUGUAAGGAUGUUGCGCGUCCACAAAGAUGAUGCUUUCGCAGUCGAAGUUUAUAGUCUCAGCAGAGACUCUUGGAAGAUGGUUGAAGAACAUCCUCUUUGGUUAAAAUGCACUUGGCAGAACCACAGGGGUACAUUUUAUAAUGGAGUAGCAUACCACAUUAUUGAGAAAUUUCCUCUAUUCAGCGUUAUGUCAUUCGAUUCGGGCAGCGAAAAAUUCGAAGAGUUCAUAGCACCGGAUGCCAUUAGAUAUUGGUCGCUGCUGUAUAUUGAGGUUUACAAGGAUCAAAUUUGCUUGCUUUAUUAUUUGAGAUUGUUUCAUUGUGAGGAAGAAGGCAUGUCACAAAUUGAGUUUUGGGUUCUGCAAGAAAAAACGAUGGAAAGAAAUGCGUCCUUUUCUUAUCCUUUCAACUACUACAAUGUAGUUGGGUUCAGUAUAGAUAAUGAACUAUUAAUGGAGAGAAGUGGUUAUGGCAAUGCUCUGUAUUUGUGCAACUAUGAAUCCAAGCAAGGUCGUGAGACAGGGAUUGAGUUGGCCAUCUCGAGAAAUGACCCUGAGCAGCUCUUGUUUGUAUUUACCUACAUAGAAAGUUUGAUUUUACUCAAUUGUUAA
Molecule: messenger RNA, 1137 nt
Organism: Prunus armeniaca (apricot)
Lineage: Eukaryota; Viridiplantae; Streptophyta; Magnoliopsida; Rosales; Rosaceae
Source: the annotation of a GenBank genome assembly